Exophiala oligosperma is the source of this 1074-nucleotide messenger RNA. RefSeq names its product D-xylulose reductase A. Gene Ontology annotation, molecular function: L-iditol 2-dehydrogenase (NAD+) activity; zinc ion binding. Lineage: Eukaryota; Fungi; Ascomycota; Eurotiomycetes; Chaetothyriales; Herpotrichiellaceae. Gene Ontology annotation, biological process: D-sorbitol catabolic process. The transcript is spliced from 2 exons. Bases 1 to 1074 code for a protein of 357 amino acids. The record is from RefSeq and is a predicted model, not a curated record.
AUGGCUUCCGAGACAAAAACAAGAGAAAACAACUCUUUCGUCCUCCGUGGCAUCAAAGAUGUCCUGUUCGAAGACCGACCGGUCCCAAAACUCACGGGUCCCUACGACGUCCUCCUCCGGGUCAACUACACUGGCAUCUGCGGUUCGGACGUGCACUACUGGCAACAUGGGAGGAUCGGACAUUUCGUGGUGAACGACCCGAUGGUGUUGGGACAUGAAUCCGCGGGCACGGUCGUGGAAGUCGGGUCGAGCGUGAGUAGCGUACAAAAGGGCGACAGGGUGGCCAUGGAACCUGGCAUCCCUUGCCGGAGGUGCGUGAGGUGUAAAGAAGGGAAAUACAACUUGUGUUUCGACAUGGCCUUCGCGGCGACUCCCCCCUACGACGGCACGUUGGCAAAAUAUUACGUCCUGCCGGAAGACUUUUGUUACAAGCUCCCCGAGAAGGUGAGCCUGGAGGAGGGGGCCCUGAUGGAACCUCUGGCCGUCGCGGUUCACAUCACCAAACAGUCCGGCUUGAAGCAAGGGGACACAUGUGUGGUCUUCGGCGCGGGUCCCGUAGGUCUCUUGUGCUGCGCCGUCGCCAAGGCGUUUGGGGCCAAAAAGGUCGUGGCCGUCGACAUCAAUCGAGAACGACUGGAUUUCGCCAUGUCAUUCGCCGCGGACGCGGCAUUUGAACCUGGGAGGGUCUCGGCGGCGGAGAACGCCCAAAACCUGAUCAAACACAACGACCUGGGUCGGGGCGCGGACGUGGCCAUCGACGCCAGCGGAGCCGAACCCAGCGUCCAGACCGCCAUCCACGUCCUACGCAUGGGAGGUAGUUACGUCCAAGGUGGCAUGGGCCGGGACGAGAUCACGUUCCCCAUCAUGGCGGCGUGCACAAAGGAGUUGACGGUCAAGGGGAGCUUCAGGUACGGUUCGGGUGACUACGAGACCGCCGUCAACCUGGUGAGCAGCGGGAAGGUCGACGUCAAGAAAUUGAUCAGCCGGAAAGUCAGCUUCGAGGACGCCGAAAAGGCCUUUGAGGACGUCAAAAACGGCAAGGCCAUCAAGGUCUUGAUCGAGGGACCUAAAUAG